This is a messenger RNA of Chondrus crispus (carragheen), 1576 nucleotides long. RefSeq lists its product as hypothetical. The transcript is spliced from 2 exons. The record is from RefSeq and is a predicted model, not a curated record. The coding region runs from base 1 to 1050 and encodes 349 amino acids. Gene Ontology annotation, molecular function: protein serine/threonine kinase activator activity. Gene Ontology annotation, biological process: intracellular signal transduction. NCBI's taxonomy places the organism in Eukaryota, Rhodophyta, Florideophyceae, Gigartinales, Gigartinaceae.
AUGUGGUCAAAAUUCUUUGCGACAAAGGCUAAAACGCCAGAGGACGUGGUGAAAGCCCUCCGUGACAGUUUGCAGGAAGGCCAUUCACAAGGCGAUCCUCGUGCUUCAAGGAAGACACAUGAUGAUGUUUCCCGUGCAGUAUUCUCAAUGAAAGUCAUGCUGUUCGGCGAUGCGAGCAAUGACGUCGAAGUGAAACCACAGCACGUGGAUGAGUUAGUGCGUCUGGCAUGCAAAGGUGAUUUGCUCACGCUAAUUGUCAGCAACCUCUCCAUGAUGGAAUUUGAAACCCGCAAAGACGCCGUCCAGAUUUUUAACAAUCUCUUACGCCGAGAUAUGGAGGACAACCCGGAAAUGAGCGUCGCUUCUAAAGUGGCCGAAGAAGACGGCGCUGUGCUAGCAACCAUUGUCGAAGGGUACAGCAGUGGCGAUAUUACGUUAAACUGCGGUUCAAUUCUGCGGGAAUGUAUUCGCCAUGAGACACUUGCCAAACUGCUUCUUGAAUCAGUCUUCUUUUGGCGUUUUUUCGAGCUUGUCGAGCUGAGCGAUUUUGACGUGGCCAGCGAUGCGUUUGCGACUUUCAAGGAGGCACUCACAAAGCAUGUAACUAUCAGCGCCAAGUUUAUCGAAACAAACAUGGACCGCUUUGUUGAGAGUUACAACGCACUCUUGAAAAGUCAAAAUUAUGUUACGAGGCGUCAAAGUCUGAAAUUACUUGGCGAAAUGUUGAGGGAGCGCGCAAACUAUCGGAUAAUGACGCACUACAUCGCAUCACCUGGGAACCUCAAACUGAUCAUGAACUUGUUGCUCGACAGCCGGAAGAACAUCCAGUUUGAAGCGUUCCAUGUUUUCAAAAUAUUUGUAGCGAACCCGCGCAAGAGUGCGGACAUUGAGCACAUCCUCAUUCGGAACAAGGAAAAGAUGCUGGCUUACCUGACUGACUUUCUGGCGGAUCGUGAAGACGAGCAAUUUCAAAAGGAGAGACAUCACAUUCUAGGAUGCAUACGCGAGCUCCCAGACACCGAAGUUCGAGAGGAUUCGUCCGCUGGCUGAGCACAUAUUUUAAGUCAGGCGUAGCCCGAAUUUAUCCAUUGAUGUAUAUACGAUUUAAACAGAAAUGCCUAACAAAUGUGGCCAACGGCGCUGAAUUUUCGAGCGUGAGGAAGAUGUUGGGUUCCUCAGACUUUCUGUUUGUCAUGAUUAGGUAGUCUUCGGUCUACAACAACUUUGCAUGGUUCCAGGUAAGGUGCAAACCAGUGCGUGUCGCAAACGAGCCAACAGUUUCGCCGCUAUGGCCUCGUUUUGCGUUUUAUUGUACCGAAAGCACAGUCAUUGUAACGAAACAGGUGAAGGUCUUUAUUGAGCGAGAAUCUCGUGGCACCUUUUGGGGCACGAUGCCCAAGUCAUCGGAAAUGGUCCUAGUUUUCAUUGCAGAAUGUGAAAAGAGAAGUACGGACGACCAGGAGACGCUUCUCUCUUCGACAGGUCGCCAAUUCAAGUCCUUUUUUUUACAAGUAUUUAGCAUACCGCGAUUGCGACAUUCUGCGGGGCUACGAAUUAAAAAAAAAAUCUGUACCAG